UACGAGGUUGCGGCAUUUGAUGUUUCGAGAGGCAGAGAUCUUGGUAUCCCUCUCUACAAUGACGCCCGCGCAGGUUUCAAUCUUACGCGUAAAAAAUCGUUUGCCGAAGUCACCUCAAAUGCAGAAAUUGCAGCCAGACUCCAAGCAGCCUAUGGCACUGUUGACAAGUGCGAAGCGUUUGCCUGUGCACAUGCUGAAGAUCACAUUGAUGGCGCCAAUGUUGGGGAGCUUGUCUACACUGCUCUCAUCCGGCAGUUUGAUCGCUAUCGCGUUACUGACCGAUUCUGGUUUCAGAAUUAUUUCAGUGCAGAUGAGCAGCAGACGUUCCGUAAAAGAACCUUUAGAGAUGUCAUUAUCGAUAAUUUGACACCGGAUGAACUACCGCAGGACAUAACAUUUCCAGGAAGCAUUUGGACUGUUUUGCCACCAGUUGAUAAUACUAUCACUAAUGCACCAAAUCCGACAGCCACUGGAAUAACCGAUCCAUAUCCAGGAGACAUGACUAGAUGGCCAGAAUAUAAAAUACGCUUUGGCAUCAAGGAUAAGACCCUACAAUUUUCAAUCACUUUUGCAACUGAAAACGGAAAUGGCUGGUUUGGUAUAGGCUUUGGUCCAUCAGAUGAUGGCAUGACAAACGCCGAUUUUAUCAUAGGCAAGGUGUCAUCUGGUUCGGCCAGUUUAGGGAACUACAUUUCCAAAGGAUACCAACCACCAGUUCUCGAUUCGGAUCAUCAGGACUUUGCGUUGACCAGCACGACACUUAAUGGGACCGUUUACAAUAUUGAAUUCAAUCGACCCAUCGCUGCAGCCAAUCCAGGCAGAAAGGAGAUUACAGAGGGGCAAAUGAAAGUAGUCAUGGCUUUCAACCCUACAACAGACGUUGUUACAUACCACGGAUCCAGAAAUAGAGUUAGACAGAUUGUUGAUUUUACUCUCGGCCAGGUUGUAAACAUACAAGAUGCAGCCAUAGCAGCUUCUCCGGAAAGACAACGGCAGACCAGAUUGGCUCAUGGAAUUGGAAUGGCCAUAAUUUGGUGCAUAAUCUUUCCAAUCUCGAUUUACGUUAUUAGAUAUUACAAACAUACCACGUUUUAUCUAAAGUUUCACAGAAACAUGCAAUUGUUUGGCGUGUUGCUUGUUGGUACAUUUGGUGCUGCUGCCAUUGCUACUAUUGCCAACAUACAAACGAAUCAUGCAAAAAUUGGAUUAGCAGUCUAUAUUGCUACUUUCUUUCAAAUGUUAUUUGGAUUGACUACUUAUUGGUCACUGCAAAAAAGUGAAUCUGUUAACGAAGGUCUUCUCAGGAUUGUUAAAAGAACUCACCGUUAUUUUGGCAUUCUCCUUAUGAUUACUGCAUGCGUAGAUAGGGUUCCUUGGCAGGCAGCUUUGGUCGGUUGUGUAGCUUUAAUUUGUUUAAUUUUCGCGUCGGGUCAACUCUGGAAAUUCAUGGGUGGAAAAUGUCAGUUUAAAGCCUGCACCAGAACUGAAGCAGAAGAAAAAACAGUUGACGUAUUUUUUGAUGGCGCAAGACUUAAUAUGAUGCCUGACUUCACGUGGGAUCAAGUUAAUGAGGGUGUACAGAGAGGAGCGUUUUUGGUUGUUUGUGAUGGAUUUGUGGCAGAUAUUAGAAGAUGGAUUCAUUCACAUCCGGGUGGUGAGAAGAUAUUGCAUCGUGUUAUUGGCACGGAUAUAACUAAUGAUUUUUACAACAUUCACAGAAUAACAUCAUUACCAAAAGAAGAGAUAGAUCCGGACCUUUCCAAAGACAAAAACGACAAGAUAGCAUAUUCAAAAGGAGCCCAUCUUGUGAGCCCUGUGUUAGGAAACUAUCCGCAUCUGUGGGCCCAACAAUCUCUCGACCCUGAACCAAAUCUUCGCAAACGCAAAACGUUGUCUGCAAAAAUUGACGAUUUCAACAUUAGACGUUUCCAUAAAUCAUCUGAGCCGAUCGCCAGACACAAGCACACGAAUUUUGCAGUGAUGCAGUUUGCUAGCAUGGUAAUCGGAAAAAUAAAAGGGGACAGUUACGAUGAACGGAACGUCGAUGCGUCUCCGACGCCAACGACGUAUGAACAGUCAUAUUUUAGACCACAACAACAACCGUACUCUGACGCGGAUCUCAAAAAGGAUACUUCAGCUCGAGUUUUUAAAAGAUAUCAGCUGGUCGACAAGGCAUUGGUAAAUGGAGAUCCGGAACAUCCCGUCAUAAAAUUCACUUUUAUUAAACUUCAUCAGCUGAAAACCCCCAAGAAUGAUCGCAUUAUGCCGGGAGAUUACAUCGAAAUCCAAGCCCGCGUGAAGGGUCAAGUGGUUGUCCGUGCUUACACUCCAGUCGAAGGCCGAAUAUCGCACAAGUUCUCUAUUGUUGUGAAAAUCUAUGAACAUGGUCUAAUGUCUCAGCAUCUAGCUCAUCAAAGAAUUGGGUACGAACUCAAAGUACGGGGUCCAUUUGACUUGUCGGAUCGUGGUGGAGUGACCCAUAUGACACAGAAUGAAUUAUCGACUAUUCUGGGACGUAGGUUUAGUACAACACAUAGUGUAAGAUCGAACCUAUCAAGUGAGUCAAAUACGACAGAUAAAACGGCCCACUUACUGUUAAAUCCGAACAACUUUGACCGUUGUUGGGAUGAAUUGGUUAUGAUUGCCGGAGGAAGCGGAAUUACACCAAUGUUGCAGUUAAUCAAUUACUAUCUAAGCACCCUCGCCAACAAUCGAGAUCGCCACAUUUCUAUGCAUCUACUUUUUGCAAAUAGAAGAAUUGAAGAUAUCAUUAUGGGUCUCCAACUUGAUAGCAUGAUGGCACACUCUCAAGGAGCAUUGACAGUCACCUAUAUGGUAUCCAAUCCACCAACUGUAGGUGCCGAAUGGGAAGGCUUACGUGGACAUAUUAGUACUAGUGUGUUACAGACAUGGUUAUCGCAUCAUGGAAUGAGGACUUACGCGGAUUCUCCAGUGGUGCAGCCCGACGGAAGAGACAGUCCGACUUUGAGAAAUGAUGAACUAUCUGGUCAUUACGAUAGAUUAGACAGUCUGAAAUUAGCUAAUAGUGGUCAAUACGAUAUGUCUGAUCAACCGGAUUUAACUAAUCACGAAAUGGUUAGUAAUUACGAUGGAGCACAAGAAAUUAUCACGACUGACACAGCCUUCCAAUCAAAAGGUUCAACUAGCUCUAAUUCAUCAGGUAGCAUGCGACCUCUUCCCCGAAUUCCAGCCAGGCAACCAAGUUACGCUUAUGGUGGGGUCGGUAGGGUUCCUUCAAGGGGAACUCCAUAUAAUUAUCUUAAGAUACAGAAAAAAAUAGUUGCCUGCGGUCCACCAGCCAUGUUGGAUAAAGUUGGUGCAAGUUUGAAGGAGAUGGGAUAUUCGGAUGAUGAUUACAUACUGCUUUACUGA
This is a messenger RNA of Paraglomus brasilianum, 3393 nucleotides long. The record is from the annotation of a GenBank genome assembly. NCBI's taxonomy places the organism in Eukaryota, Fungi, Glomeromycota, Glomeromycetes, Paraglomerales, Paraglomeraceae.